Linum tenue is the source of this 3132-nucleotide messenger RNA. Lineage: Eukaryota; Viridiplantae; Streptophyta; Magnoliopsida; Malpighiales; Linaceae. The record is from the annotation of a GenBank genome assembly.
GGUUGGAUAAAAUAGAAAGGAAACCGGAGCUUAUUCAUUUAUUUAUGUACAGAACAGAACAAGCUACCAAUAAUUGCACAAUAUAAAAAUUGGAUAAUAAAAAAUUGCAGAUAUAUCAUAGAAAACAGCAACAAAAAGCUGAUUAAAGCUAAUCAAAUUUGCAUCUGAGAAAGAGAAUCCAGUUCUUCUUCCUCCCAUUCUGCACUCUGAGUUCCUUCCUUCUUCUCUCCCAGCCUCUCUGUCCGUCUAUUCCCCUCACAACCCUCUUUUAGUGCGAAUAACAUCUGUACCUAUUCGAUCUUCGAGAAAUCCUUUCCAUAUUCGGAGUCACAGCAACAACCCAGAAUUCAACUUUUGGAAAAGGAUAGGGGGCAGUGAGCUAGCGAGGAACCCAAUUGCAGCGAUUCCGCCCACCUGGCAGCCGAAUUCGGCUACUAUAUAAAGCCAAGGAACAAGCUACUUUAAGAAAUCAAGCUGGCUUUCUCAGACGGAGCUGUGUUGGCCGCGGAGGCCGGAGGAGGACGACUCGCCGACGAGACCGUUCCUCUUGUAAUGGACGCCGACGACGGAGGAGGAGGAGAAAGGUUUGGUGGGCAGAGGAGGAAAGUUGGCGAUGAGGAGAAUUUGGCCGUUGAGGUUCCAGAGACUGCCCAUCAGAUUAGCAGCGAUUCAUGGUUCCAGGUGGGAUUUGUUCUUACAACUGGGAUCAACAGUGCCUUUGUACUAGGUUAUUCAGGGACCAUAAUGGUCCCUUUGGGAUGGACUUAUGGAGUGGUCGGUCUUAUUCUGGCCACAGCCAUGUCAUUGUAUGCAAACUCUCUCAUCGCCAAGCUACAUGAGUUUGGAGGGAAAAGGCACAUCAGAUACAGAGAUUUGGCUGGCUUCAUAUAUGGAGAUGGAGCUUAUUAUAUGACAUGGGGCUCUCAGUAUCUGAAUCUGUUCAUGAUCAACACUGGUUUUAUCAUAGUAGCUGGUCAGGCUCUUAAGGCUGCCUAUGUUCUUUUCGACCAAGAUGGUCCGAUGAAGCUUCCAUACUUCAUAGGCAUGGCUGGAUUUGUAUGUGGUCUGUUUGCCAUUUCAAUUCCUCAUUUGUCAGCACUCAGACUCUGGCUUGGAGUUUCAACACUUCUCAGCCUGAUCUAUAUCAUUAUCGCCUUUGUCCUCACGAUCAAAGAUGGGGUCAAUGCACCUCCCAGAGACUACAGCAUCCCAGGGACAACUACAAGCAAGAUCUUCACAACCAUUGGAGCAACUACCAAUCUUUUCUUUGCAUUCAACACAGGAAUGCUCCCAGAGAUACAGGUAGACUCAUGGUUCCAAGUGGGAUUUGUUCUUACAACUGGGAUCAACAGUGCCUAUGUAUUAGGCUAUUCAGGGACCAUAAUGGUCCCUUUGGGAUGGGUUCCUGGUGUGGUUGGUUUGAUUCUGGCCACUGCCAUCUCAUUGUAUGCGAACUCUCUGGUGGCUAAGCUACAUGAGUUUGGAGGCAAAAGGCAUAUCAGAUACAGAGAUUUGGCUGGAUUCAUAUAUGGUAAGAGAGCUUAUUCUGUAACAUGGGGUUUGCAGUAUGUGAACCUUUUCAUGAUCAACACUGGUUAUAUCAUCUUAGCUGGCCAGGCUCUUAAGGCUGCCUAUGUUCUUUUCGAUGAAGAUGGUCCAAUGAAGCUUCCCUACUUCAUAGCCAUUGCUGGGGUUGUUUGUGGCUUGUUUGCCAUUUCAACUCCUCAUUUAUCAGCACUGAGAGUUUGGCUGGGAGUCUCAACAGUCCUUAGCCUGAUAUACAUCAUAGUUGCCUUUGUACUCUCCAUUAAAGAUGGGGUCAAUACACCAGCCAGGGACUACAGCAUCCCAGGAACCACAACGAGCAAGAUCUUCACGACAAUUGGAGCAUCUGCCAAUCUCGUCUUUGCAUUUAAUACAGGAAUGCUUCCAGAGAUACAGGCAACAAUAAAGCAGCCAGUAGUUAACAACAUGAUGAAAGCACUCUACUUCCAGUUCACAGCUGGAGUUUUACCCAUGUAUGCUGUCACUUUCAUCGGCUACUGGGCAUAUGGUUCAUCCACAUCAACCUAUUUGCUUAGCAGCGUCAAUGGUCCAGUUUGGGUGAAGGCAAUGGCCAAUAUUGCUGCAUUCUUUCAGUCGGUCAUCGCUUUACACAUAUUCGCGAGUCCUAUGUACGAGUUCUUGGACACCAAGUACGGGAUCAAGGGGAAUCGAUUCGCCAUUCGAAACUUGACGUUCAGGCUGGGAGUGAGAGGUGGAUACCUUACCCUCAACACAUUGGUGUCAGCACUUCUGCCAUUCUUAGGAGAUUUCAUGAGCCUCACAGGGGCAAUCAGCACCUUUCCCCUAACAUUCAUUCUGGCAAACCACAUGUACCUAGUGGCCAAGGGGAGCAAAUUGAGCUCCUUCCAAAAGCUCUGGCACUGGCUAAAUGUGAUCUUCUUUGGGUUCAUGUCCCUGGCAGCACUUGUUGCUGCUCUGAGGCUUAUAGCUGUAGAUUCCAAAACUUACCAUGUUUUUGCUGACUUGUGAUGAUACCAUGCCGACAAUUUGUCACUAUCAUGGCAUCUGAAGUUCCUGGCCAAACGAUUCAAGAUUGAGCAAUUGCAGGUGCUGAGUAAGAUUAUUUUAACUCUCCCAAUGUUUAGAUUUCAUUCAUGUAGAAUGUUAAUGGGGAACUGGAAUACUUUACAUUUAUUGUGUAGUUUAGGCAAGCAUUUGAUUCAUUUAGUUGGUGUCCAUGAUUUAGUUUAUACCAAAAGCAACUGUUGUUUUUACUGGAAGACUUCAUCCUACUUUGAGCAAUUAUCAUUGAUCAAACGCCAAUACAACAACACCUUUGUGCUAGCUUUACUGGUUAACUUAAUCUACAAAUGUAAGAAGUAAAAAAUGUUGCUAGCUUAAAUUUUUAUCAUCCCCUAUCUUAGGUCAUUAAGCUUUUCGUUUUCUCGUGUCCUUUCACAUAUGCAACCGGGAAAAGGGUUUGCAUAGAAGUUCUCCUCAUGUUUGGAGGAACGCCCUGGGUGUCUGGGCGACGGAGCCCCAGUCCUGUUCUUAUGCAACUCUUGCACUUUGCUUGCAAAUUCGUCCCAUGGGCUGAUGGUCUUCCGAAACCCUUCAAAUCUCCGG